Molecule: messenger RNA, 849 nt
Organism: Oikopleura dioica
Lineage: Eukaryota; Metazoa; Chordata; Appendicularia; Copelata; Oikopleuridae
Source: the annotation of a GenBank genome assembly
AUGGAAAAGAACUCUUUCCCGUGGCGUGGAGACGAAGAGAAGAAAAUGCUGAACAACUACGCUAGAAUUGCGAGGAUCGACGAGGGCAUCAGAUUUGGUUGCGCGGGAGCUCUCAUUGAUAAGACUGAUUUCGCCACUUUGCUUGAAUGCGAUUACCACAUGUUCCACUAUAUGCCCGGUUUCUUUCCAAAAGACGACAACCUCAACCACAAUUCAAGUCCAAAAGAUAUCGAAGACAAAUUCAAGCAGAUGGUCGCCGACGGGGAAAUCUACAUUUUUUACGGAGGAACUGGGCCAAUUCAUGGAAAAUUCGUAAAAGUGAAGUCGACCAAGAAAAUGGAAACACACAUGUUUCUCGAAACCGUCGAAGAAUUCGAACGUCCUGCAUCAAUAACUCCCAUCGCGGACUUGACAAUGUACAACAAGAAGGUAAUGCAGGAAGCAAACGAAGACUGUGUGCUGUUUGGAUCGUAUAGAUACGAGCACUACUUUCUCAAUCAUCCGAAAAACAGUUUCUUCGCGAAGAUCAACGUCCGUUUCCAAGAUCGAGACGAGGCGGAACGACGACCGAUUUUGCGAGUGAAUCCGCGGAACCCACCGAGAGAAGGCGUUGGCUUUAUUCCAACCUUUGAAGAAUUCGGAAGCCCGAUUUAUUGCAAGGACAGUGGAAAAUGGUUUCUGAUGGCGUUUCUUGACAAGACCUCGCUCAAAACGAUCGCGCAAAUCGACGAGCUCAUAGAAUCAUCAGAAAAUCCAGACUGGCCUGAUGAAAUAUUCGAACCGAUGCAGAGUGAAUUCCGAGUUAAACGAGACAAUGCUGAGAUUUACAUUUACCUUCUUACCGAAUAA